Messenger RNA from Ctenopharyngodon idella (grass carp), 2003 nucleotides. RefSeq names its product duboraya (gene dub). The coding region runs from base 235 to 1314 and encodes 359 amino acids. The record is from RefSeq and is a predicted model, not a curated record. Lineage: Eukaryota; Metazoa; Chordata; Actinopteri; Cypriniformes; Xenocyprididae. The transcript is spliced from 7 exons.
AAACUACAGGCCAGUUCUCUGCAACAGGUCUUCUAGCUGCGCAUGGCUCAAUCUUUUUACCGUGGAAAUGUUGUAAGAGUCAGACCUAAAUAUAACUAAAGACCACCCUCUUGACUUCUGAGAGCGCGCGCACACUUUGCGCUCAUGUGAGGAGAGAGAGCGCGCGCGUCACUUCAGCAAGUGUCACACCAAAACAGCGACAAUAAGUUGAGAAUACGCCAACAGCGCUGGAAGAUGGAGGAGCAUUCUGUUGUUAAAAAGCGCUCUGUGGCUGAACUAGCUGGAAAAUUCAAUUGUCCAAUCCCCCAUACUACAGAUGCUGAAGUGAACAAGCCUGUGAGAAGGAGACCCCCACGCACGCUCCCGCUUCCUGCUAAUAAUGAUGCUGGUCAAGGCCAAGAUGAGAAAGGAGCUGAAACAGCAUCACCUAGGAAGAACAGAAACUCUGCCCUUAUUGAGAAACUGCAGGCCAACCUUGCGCUUUCUCCCACGGGGCCGCUGCCCUUCUCAAAGAACCCAGGGGUGUUGAAGUUACCGAUGCCAUCCUUCUCCCCCGGCUCUCCCAGCAGCCCCUCUAGUCCUCCUGUAACUGUCACGCCCAAACAAGAGGAAACUCCUGCCAGCUUUGAGAAUCCCUCGGAGGGACCUGUUCUCAAAAGCAUCAUUAAGAGUAGAGCUCGACAUUCCAUCAAGCGACGCCCACCGUCUCGCCGACACAGGAAGUCUAGUGCGGAUGAAGAGGUGGAUAAAACAGCCUCAGACACCCUUGAACACACAACUCCAAAUGGGCACGAAGGAGAUGUGUUUGAAGAACAGAAGCCGUCACUAGACACAGAAUCUCUCUCCUCUAAAGAACAGAUUGAGCAGGAAACCAAAUCGACAGAUUCAGAGAAGGCGGAACCAGAGGAAAAAGUGGAGACUGUGACUUCAGAAAAGAAAGAGGCAGAAGAGAAGACAGAACAAGAAGAAGAGAAGACAGAACAAAAAGAAGAGAAGACAGAACAAGAAGAAGAGAAGACAGAACAAAAAGAAGAGAAGACAGAACAAGAAGAAGAGAAGACAGAACAAAAAGAAGAGAAGACAGAACAAGAAGAAGAAAAGACCGAACAAGAAGAAGAAAAGACAGAACAAGAAGAAGAGAAGACAGAACAAGAGUUAAAGGAAGAGAAAAGUGAGGCUGAACCACAGCUGGCUAACAGUACAGAAGAAACACAUGAAGAGCCAGUCACAGAAACUCAUGGAAAACCACAAGCAGAACCUGACACAACAGAUGAGAAAGAAGAGGAACAGAAAGAAGAUGAAGUAAACCAUUAGAACCAGGGAUUUAAAGUCUCUAAAUUGAGAAAAAGGUCAAAUCAACUGGCUCACACCGAAGAACUCCCUAAAACUCACUGCUUAACCAAAGCAAAGACAUUAGGAGAAGAUGAAAUAAUGUGAAUAACUUGGUAUUAGACUUGUAGUCUAUGCCAAACAUUUGAGUCGUUUGAAUGUGGAAGUGAAGCCUUCAGAUGCAGAGAACAACAGUAUUUUCCCUCCUGGACAGUUGAUAUUUUGAUAAUACCUCUGUUCUGAGCCGCUUGAAUGAAUUUACACAUAAAGGUUGGUUUGAGAUAUACUUUUUGUAUAGAAUUAUUUGUCUCCACUAAAGGACAUAUUUUUUAUUCUGUUUGUGUUGUUACACUGUAAAAAAAAGAAUUGUUGGUUUAACUUAGAAAAGUAAGUUACCUGGUUGCCUUAAAAUUUUGAGUUUGUCGAAAUUAAAAACAAAAAAGUUAAUACAAUGAAGGCGACUGAUUUAAUCAACAGAAACUCAAAAUAUUAUGUUAUCUGAACAACAUUAAUUAUUUAAGUUGAUUUAACAGAAGAAAAAAUGUUGUGAUAAAUCAUGAAAAUAAUUUUUACAGUGUAGCUGUAUUUCUAUCAAAAGUAUGAAUAGUUGAUCUUGUGAUUUUGAGAAAUUAAAAAUGGAAAUAUGAAAAAUAAAACCGCCUUUCAUUGGGAAA